CCGUCAGAUAAGACUUCUCUUCGAAGCCGUCUUCAUCAUGGUUCACUUCUCGUCGCUCAUCUUGCUUUCAGCAAUUACUUCCGUUUUUGCUGCUCCUGCUCCAGCACCCACUGCUGCCCCUGAUCUUGCUAAGCGAGCUACCACUUGCACUUUCUCUGGCUCCGCUGGUGCGUCCUCGGCUAGCAAGUCUAAGACUAGCUGCUCUACUAUCAUUCUUUCUGCUUUGGCGGUACCAUCUGGUACGACUCUGGAUCUCACAGACCUUAAUGAAGGUACCACUGUUAUCUUCGAGGGCAUCACCACCUUCGGUUAUGAAGAGUGGAGUGGACCUCUCGUCUCAGUCUCAGGAACUGACAUCACCGUAACCCAGACCUCAGGCGCUUACCUCGAUGGCGGCGGAGCUCAAUGGUGGGAUGGAGAAGGAUCAAACGGUGGCAAGACCAAGCCCAAGUUCUUCUAUGCUCACAACAUGAUCUCUUCCACCAUCUCUGACAUCUACAUCUACAACCCACCCGUCCAAGUCUUCAGCAUCGAUGACUCCACAGAUCUCACUAUGACGGAUAUUACCAUCAACGGCGAAGACGGCGACAGUCUUGGUGCUAACACCGAUGGCUUUGAUAUUGGCGACAGCACCAGUAUCACCAUUACCGGCGCCAAUGUGUACAACCAGGAUGAUUGCGUAGCCGUCAACUCCGGCACGACCAUCGUUUUCUCAGGCGGUGUCUGCUCAGGCGGUCACGGUCUUUCCAUCGGUUCUGUUGGUGGAAGAACCGAUAACACAGUCUCUGGUGUCACAUUCGAGAACUCUGAGGUCAAGGACAGCCAGAACGGUGUCCGCAUCAAGACCAUCUCCGGUGAUACCGGAUCUGUAUCUGGAGUGACCUACAGCGGCAUCACCCUCUCUGGCAUCACCGACUACGGUAUCGUCGUCCGUCAGGAUUACGAUGGCACCACUGGCGACCCCACAAACGGUAUCACCAUCAAGGACUUCGUUCUCGAUGGCGUGACUGGAACGGUCGAGUCGAGUGGAACCAACAUUUGGAUUCUGUGUGGUAGUGGAAGCUGUACUGAUUGGACUUGGACUGAUGUUGAUGUUACUGGAGGAGCGACGAGCACGGAUUGCACCAAUGUUCCAAGUGGUGCUAGUUGUUCUGACUAGAUGGCUGUGAAAAUGAGCUGAGAGGAAAUCUGGUGAAGCGGAUGUGAAAAUUGGGAGUGGAGGAUGAAAAGAGUGGG
Mollisia scopiformis is the source of this 1236-nucleotide messenger RNA. RefSeq names its product polygalacturonase E precursor. Gene Ontology annotation, molecular function: polygalacturonase activity. NCBI's taxonomy places the organism in Eukaryota, Fungi, Ascomycota, Leotiomycetes, Helotiales, Mollisiaceae. Gene Ontology annotation, cellular component: extracellular region. The coding region runs from base 38 to 1159 and encodes 373 amino acids. The record is from RefSeq and is a predicted model, not a curated record. The transcript has 4 exons. Gene Ontology annotation, biological process: pectin catabolic process.